Messenger RNA from Labeo rohita (rohu), 3778 nucleotides. Its product is annotated as E3 ubiquitin/ISG15 ligase TRIM25. Gene Ontology annotation, molecular function: zinc ion binding; protein binding. The record is from RefSeq and is a predicted model, not a curated record. NCBI's taxonomy places the organism in Eukaryota, Metazoa, Chordata, Actinopteri, Cypriniformes, Cyprinidae. Bases 80 to 1756 code for a protein of 558 amino acids. The transcript is spliced from 7 exons.
ACCACAUGAGUUCAGGGAAAGAGAAACUGAAGUGUGGUUGAGCUGUUGUGCGUUUGUGUCUCUGUAUUCAAGCAGUAAAAUGGCAGGAGCCAGAGUUUUUCAGGAUGAGUUGAUGUGUUCAGUGUGUCUGGAUCUCCUGAAGGACCCAGUGACCAUCCAGUGUGGACACAGUUACUGUAAGAGCUGUAUUACAGACUGCUGGGAUCAGGAGGAUCAGAUGAGAGUCUACAGCUGCCCUCAGUGCAGACAGACCUUCAGUCCAAGACCUGCUUUAGCUACAAACACCAUGCUGGCUGAACUGGUGGAGAAACUGAAGAAGAGGAAACAUCCUGCUGACUGUGACGCUGGAGCUGGAGAUGUGCAGUGUGACGUCUGUACUGGAACAAAAUACAAAGCCGUCAAGUCCUGUCUGGUGUGUCUGGAGUCUUACUGUCAAACUCAUUUUGAGCGGCACAAGGAGUUUCAUUCACGUAAGCCACACAAAGUGACUGAUGCCACUGGACGACUGCAGGAGAUGAUCUGCCAGAAACAUGAGAAGCUCCUCGAGGUUUUCUGUCGCACUGACCAGAAAUGUAUAUGUGUGCUGUGUACGAUGGAUGAACAUAAAAACCAUGAGACUGUAUCAACUGCAUCACAGAGGACAGAGAAACAGAAGCAGCUGAAGGAGACGCAGAAGACGUUCCAGCAGAGAAUCCAGCAGAGAGAGAAAGAUCUUCAGCAGCUGAGAGAGGCUGUGGAGUCUCAUAAGCGCUCUGCACAGACAGCAGUGGAGGACAGUGAGAGGAUCUUUACUGAGCUCAUCCGCUCCAUUGAGAGAAGCCGCUCUGAGCUGAUACGACUGAUCAGAGAUCAGGAAAAGCGAGCGGUGAGUGGAGCUGAAGGACGACUGGAGCAACUGGAGCAGGAGAUCAAUGAUCUGAGGAGGAGAGACGCUGAGCUGGAGCAGCUUUCACACACACAGGAUCACAUCCAGUUCCUGCAGAGACGCCGCUUACAAAUGACUUUCAGCUCUGGAAAUCAUCAAACAUGGGAUCAGAGUUUCCAGUCUCUCUCAGCACCUCCUGAAUCUACAGACGGAAAUGACGAUCCCUUCAGUUCUCUCGUCUCUUUUGAUGGUCUGAGAGAAUCUGUCCAUCAGCUGAGAGACAAACUGGAGGAUUUCUGCAAAGAGGAGCUCAAGAAGAUCUCAGACAGAGUCACAUUCACCAACAUUGUUCCCAGGACCAGGAACGACUUCCUACAAUAUUCCCAUCAGCUCACUCUGGAUCUGAACACAGUGAGUAAACGCCUCCGUCUGUCUGAGAGAAACAGAGUGAUUACAUUCACUGACACAGAUCAGUCGUAUCCUGAUCAUCCAGACAGAUUUGAUGAGUUUCCUCAGGUGUUGUGUAGAGAGAGUGUGUGUGGACGCUGUUACUGGGAGCUGGAUUGGAGUCAGAGUGUGUGUAUAUCAGUGUCAUAUAAGAGCGUCAGCAGGAAGGGACGGGGUGAUGAGUGUUUGUUUGGACGUAAUGAUCAGUCCUGGAGUUUGUUCUGCUCUCCCUCCAGUUACUCAUUCAUACACAAUAAGAUAGUGACUGAUCUCCCUGUGACGUCCAUCAGCAGUAGAAUAGGAGUGUUUGUGGAUCACAGUGCAGGAACUCUGUCCUUCUACAGCGUCUCUGACACAAUGAGCCUCAUCCACACAGUCCAGACCACAUUCACUCAGCCGCUCUAUGCUGGGUUUUAUGUUACUGGAUCAGUGAAACUGUGUUGAUGAAUGAGAAUAGACUGAUGAGAGAUUCUACCCAUAAUGCUUUGAGCUGCAUGAUGAAUCAGUAACAGUGAGAUGUUAUAGAGUCUCUUCUUUUCUCUUCGUGACAUUCGGCAGAGAAUCAAAACCAGGAAACAAGACACAAGAGAACCAGGAUACAAGGCUAGGAAAUGCAGCUGUGACACAUCAAGACUCUGCAUUUAAUAUCUGAGUGAGCAGGGUUUAUACAGGCAGAGUCUGAUGAGAUGUGGGAAAUGUAGUUCAUGAAGGAGUAACAAUAGUCUGGGAUGGAGAGACAUCUAGUGGACAACCAUGGUUCAUAAUGGUCCAGUCAGACUAGAAAUCAUCAGUCAGAUACCAUUUCUUUCUGAAAAGGAACAGAGUUAUGAGGAUACUGUCACAGACAGAGGACGAUAGACUCAGGUUAGUGCUGAGAAGGGUUUUAUUGAACACACAGUGCAGUGCAGCAGAGGAUCUCAGUGAAGGCUGUCAGAGGGUUUACGCCAGCUGGAGGUGUAGAGGAACAUCCCAACUUCCAAAGAGAGAGUUUAAAUGAAGAAGACUGGAAGAAGACAAGCUUAAAGACAGUCUUCGACGGGUCCUAGGUCCAGAUUGGAUAUCUGUAGGUGAGAUCAAUGAGACUAGACACAGAGUGAGGGGCAGAAUGUGUUCUUAAAGGUGAAUUGAUGACUGUGCAGGUGCAGGAGAUUAGAUCUCGGUGACAGUGAACGAGUGGGUGGUGCUGGAAGGUGUCCGUGACAGAUACUGGCUUUUCUAGUAUUUUUGAAAGAAAAAGUAGAUUCAGAAUCAGUUUGUUGUUAAAUAUUUCUCUCCCCGUUGUUGCUCGGGGGAUCGAUAGUGCUCUGAUACUGUUGCAUGAUUAUCAUUUUCUUGCUGAUAAGAUCAGUCUUGCAAGUAAAGAAAUUCACAGUCAGGAAAAUACAAUUACUUAUAGUCUGUCUGCAGGCACCAAUUACACAUCUAACAUCAUUAUUGCCGACAUGAAUAACAACAUUAGCCAGCACUUUUAUAUUUGCCAAGAUGUCAAGCGCUCAUAACAAUUUAGAAUAAAAAAGCUAAUGAUGUCGGAUUAAUGUGCUGGGCAAUAUUAGAUCAUAUUAUAUAUGUGUUGAUGAUAUAGUUGUAUUUAGCAAUUUAAACAAAAGUGUAGAGAGCUAUAAACAGACCGUUCAGCAGCAGCGAGGCUGAAUGAUCCAGACUUCAUCUGAGGAAAGAGUCUGUGAUGGUGUUUUCUCGUGGUUGGAGAUGGAAGUGACAGAUCAACAGACUGAUGUUACAGGUGCCUCUACGACAAACUGCUUUUGUUCCUCUUUUAUAAGUCACUCUGGUUAAAAGCAUCUGCCAAAUGCAUAAAUGAUGUGUGCAUCUUAUUCCCUCAAAUUUUAUAUAUGUGUAUUAUUAUUAUUUUUAUUUUUUCCUUUUUGUGUUGCAGUUAAUUUUUGGCUAUUGUUUGGGGGAAACAAAUUCAAAUGUAUUAACAAAAACAAAAAAAGUCAUGAUAAUCACAUUUAAAAGUCAAGUUUCAAACAAGUUGUAGAAUCAAAUUAAGUUGUAGAAGGAAACAAGCACCUAACCAGUGAAUACUAUAUCUGCAUUUUCCUCAUGUCAUUUCAUAUUUCUAUGUUCAAACAUUAAUAAUGCAAUUGUAACUGGUUUAAAUGCAUUCAUGUCACUCCUGAGCUGCCUUAAACAGUCUGUAUAAAUACAUCUAAUGCCAUUUCAGAUGCAGCUUCUGUCACCUCUGUAGUGCAACCAUUGGUUUUGUUGAUACUGAUUUCAUUUGAUUGGUAACAGUGUCUUAUUAUUCCAUUUAAAUAUAUUACAUUUAAGAUGAUGUGUAAAUUUAACAAGGUCAGAAAAAUCAAUAAAAAAUGUAUGGUUGCUAUAAAAUAAACCUUCCCAACCCUGUUCAUACAUUCCCUGAGAAUUGAACCCAUAACCUUGAUGUUGCGAGCGCCACAGUCUACUGUGUGUUUUUAUAUGAUAUGAUCAGCAUUACAGUUU